UGUCUACAUGGUACAAGAGAAAAUGUUUUGCGGAAUGUCGAGCAAUGGGUGCACUCGAGAAAUCAUUGUCAGCAAAUUUAUUGGAUACAUGGUGUCGCAGGAUGUGGGAAAAGUUCUGUGGCCACCUCUGUAGCAGAUGCACUAGAAAGGGAGGAGGUUCUGUCUGGGUCAUUCUUCUGCAAACGAGAUAUUCCUGAACGAAGGAGCGCCAAACGACUAAUCCACUCGUUGAUGUAUUUCCUCGCGCGAAGAGUACCGACGUUCCGGAAUUCCCUUCUUCGACGAUAUCAAGACGACAGGACCGUCUUGGAUAAGCCGCUUUCGUAUCAGUUCAACACACUCCUUGUCAGUUCACUCGCAGGACUUCCUCAAGAGAUGGAGUUGGGACUAUCGGUCGUUAUUGUUAUUGAUGCGUUGGACGAAUGCGUCGAUGGCGAGAUCGUAGCCUCGUAUUUGGGA
Molecule: messenger RNA, 459 nt
Organism: Fomitiporia mediterranea MF3/22
Lineage: Eukaryota; Fungi; Basidiomycota; Agaricomycetes; Hymenochaetales; Hymenochaetaceae
Exons: 1
Source: RefSeq, a predicted model, not a curated record